Messenger RNA from Trichosurus vulpecula (common brushtail), 639 nucleotides. RefSeq names its product ubiquitin-60S ribosomal protein L40-like. NCBI's taxonomy places the organism in Eukaryota, Metazoa, Chordata, Mammalia, Diprotodontia, Phalangeridae. Gene Ontology annotation, biological process: modification-dependent protein catabolic process; translation; protein ubiquitination. The coding region runs from base 1 to 639 and encodes 212 amino acids. The transcript is spliced from 3 exons. Gene Ontology annotation, cellular component: cytoplasm; nucleus; ribosome. Gene Ontology annotation, molecular function: structural constituent of ribosome; ubiquitin protein ligase binding; protein tag activity. The record is from RefSeq and is a predicted model, not a curated record.
AUGGCGUCAUGGCGUCAGCCCAGUGAGCGCUACGCCUGCGCCCCAAGGCCUCUGGCCGGGACCCUGGGAGCCGAAGGACGAGGCCAGCAGAGAGACCGAGAGAGGGAAGGGCGAGGGAGGCGGCAGAAGGAAAAAAAAAGGCCGGGGGUGGGGCGGGGAGGGGAACUAGAAGGGCUUCGCGUGCAGGGCGGGGUAGGCUGGACGAAAGCUCCAGGUGCAAGGUGGCCAAGUGGCGGUCACAGCGUUGCAGAGAUACAGAUCUUCAUGAAAACCCUGACGGGCAAGACCAUCACACUUGAGGUCGAACCAAGUGAUACUAUCAAGAAUGUCAAAGCCAAAAUCCAGGACAAGGAAGAUAUCCCACCAGAUCAACAAUGUCUGAUUUUUGCUGGAAAACAGCUAGAAGAUGGCCGAACUCUCUCUGACUACAACAUUCAGAAAGAGUCCACUCUGCACUUGGUGCUGCGUCUUCAAGGGGGCAUCAUUGAGCCUUCCCUUCGCCAGCUGGCCCAGAAGUACAACUGUGACAAGAUGAUCUGCUGCAAGUGUUAUGCCCGCCUGCACCCCAGCUCUGUAAACUGUUGUAAGAAGAAGUGCGGCCACACCAACAAUCUGCACCCUAAGAAGAAGGCCAAAUAA